GCUUCUCCGCGCUGCCGCAGCUCCCGGCGCCACUCCGCGGACUCUCUUCUAUGAGUGCAAAGAUGGAGCCUACUUUCUACGAGGAUGCCCUGAACGCCAGCUUCGUGCCGCCGGAAAGCGGCGGGUAUGGAUAUAAUAACGCCAAAGUGCUAAAGCAGAACAUGACGCUGAACCUGUCCGACCCAUCCAGCAACCUGAAGCCGCACCUGAGGAACAAGAACGCCGACAUCCUCACCUCCCCCGACGUGGGACUCCUGAAACUGGCUUCGCCUGAACUGGAGCGGCUCAUCAUCCAGUCCAGCAACGGGUUAAUCACCACCACGCCGACCCCGACGCAGUUCCUUUGCCCCAAAAAUGUCACCGACGAGCAAGAGGGGUUCGCGGAAGGCUUUGUGAGAGCCUUGGCGGAACUGCACAACCAGAACACCAUGCCCAGCGUGACCUCCGCCGCACAACCUGUUAACAGUGGCAUGGCACCUGUGUCCUCUAUGGCCGGCAACAGCAGUUUCAACGCAAAUUUGCACAGCGAGCCGCCGGUGUAUGCUAAUCUCAGCAACUUCAACCCCAAUGCGCUCAACUCUGCACCCAACUACAACGCAAACAACAUGGGCUACGCAACCCAGCAUCACAUAAAUCCCCAGAUGCCAGUACAGCAUCCCAGGCUUCAGGCUCUGAAAGAAGAGCCUCAGACUGUACCUGAAAUGCCAGGGGAAACUCCUCCCCUGUCCCCUAUUGACAUGGAAUCACAGGAGAGAAUCAAAGCCGAAAGAAAACGCAUGAGAAACAGAAUCGCAGCAUCCAAAUGCCGGAAAAGGAAGUUGGAAAGGAUUGCCAGGUUGGAAGAAAAAGUGAAAACUUUGAAAGCUCAGAACUCAGAGCUGGCAUCCACUGCCAACAUGCUCAGAGAACAGGUUGCACAGCUUAAGCAGAAGGUCAUGAACCAUGUCAACAGCGGAUGCCAGCUAAUGCUAACACAACAGUUGCAAACGUUUUGAAGAGACUGUCUUAAAAGAACUGUGAUGAUGUGGUAUAACUAAAACAAAACCCCAGAAGUGGCAGAUGCAUAAAGCUAAUGGUAAAAGCUGAAAGGCUGAGUCCUGCCUGUGCUCUGCAAAGCGCAUGUGUGGAAAGACUGGCAAGCCUUCAGCUUGAGUCAGUGGAGCGGCCAGCACUGCUCUGAGAAGUGCUGUUCCUGCUCAGAUGAGAUGUCAGAUCUUUGUUUAACAUUGACCAAGACCUGCAUGGACCUAACAUUCGAUGAUCAUUCAGUAUUAAAGGUUAAACUGCAAUAGAAAUUGUAGGUUGCUUUAUGUAGUAUUACUUUAAAAAAAAAAAAAAAAAGGUGGGGGGGAAGUUUGUGGGAGGCUGAUAAACCAGAACUAUUCUGCCUGCCUUCAAGUAAAUUGUGUAUGUACAUAUCUUUUUUUUAUUUUAUUUUAUGAAAGUUGAUUAAUGUCAAUAAACUACUUCAUGACUUUGUAAGUUAUUUUUAUGUUGUUUAUUUGGGCACAGCCCAGCAUUGUUUGUAAAUAAGAGGUUGUUUUGUUU
Indicator indicator is the source of this 1548-nucleotide messenger RNA. RefSeq names its product Jun proto-oncogene, AP-1 transcription factor subunit (gene JUN). NCBI's taxonomy places the organism in Eukaryota, Metazoa, Chordata, Aves, Piciformes, Indicatoridae. Gene Ontology annotation, cellular component: transcription regulator complex. Gene Ontology annotation, molecular function: transcription factor binding; RNA polymerase II cis-regulatory region sequence-specific DNA binding; DNA-binding transcription factor activity, RNA polymerase II-specific. Gene Ontology annotation, biological process: regulation of cell population proliferation; regulation of transcription by RNA polymerase II; regulation of cell cycle. Bases 51 to 995 code for a protein of 314 amino acids. The transcript has a single exon. The record is from RefSeq and is a predicted model, not a curated record.